Copidosoma floridanum is the source of this 1920-nucleotide messenger RNA. RefSeq lists its product as uncharacterized. NCBI's taxonomy places the organism in Eukaryota, Metazoa, Arthropoda, Insecta, Hymenoptera, Encyrtidae. The record is from RefSeq and is a predicted model, not a curated record.
UCUCCUGCAUCGGCAGCAACAUAUUAUAAUACGUAUAUACAUACAUAUAUAUACAUAUAUUAAUAUAUAAAGUGGUGUAACGUAUAAAUUAUAUUGUAUAUUUUAUAAAUAUAAUUCCCUGCUGCCGCGGCACCCUGAUUGCUUUCGCCGCGCGCGGGACGACGUCGCUAUAAGGUAUAUACACGGGCAAUCUAACGCGUAGGUAGAACCUGCGGUGGCUAUAUCGAUAUAUGUAUAUAUACAUGUACAGUGGUGGCUGUUAAAGUAUCGGCUCGGUUUGCUGGGAUACCGCGUGGUGUGCGCGCGCUUCCGCGGCCGCCCACUCCAGCGACGGGACGACGACAGGCAAGUCAAGUAGCAGCAGGAGCCGCCAGACAGACGCUCCAGCGCGCCGCGAGUCUGGAUCCGUGCACCAAGAGAGAGUUGGGCCUCCUCCCCCCCCCCUCAUUGCCGGGUCGUGGUGUGCCGUUACCGUCGAGCCGUACAGCACCGCCACCAACGCCGUCGGAACGUCAUCCAGCCGCGGGACCCCUGAUUGAGUGGGAUUAGUAGCGCGCCAGUCGACACUACGAUCUCGCGCUGCGGCCACCACCAGCGGUGUACAAUCUAACGUCACAUUUUUACGAUACAUACGUAACAACCAUCGGAAGCAGUUCCGCAUCGCUCGCUCUCCCGUCUACGUUGAUACGUAUACCAGCUCGACGAUCACACCUCAGCGACGGCUAUGAUUCAGAGAGGCGGUCGAUCGUCGAGGAGCAAUCAUCACGGCGUAACCAAGGUCUCGGUGUUUUCCCGCAGUUAGAGAGAGAGAGAGAGAGAGAUAGAGGGUCCCGGGACGGACGGACACUUGGAGCGCUCGACUCGUCCCAAGCGGCAAAAACCUCGUACUCCUCCACCCAUCGAGAGAGCAAGACUCGGGCCAAUGGCGACAAUGGGCCUGCGCCGACGCGUCCCACCGGUGCCUUCCACCUCCUCGGGCAAGCGCGGCCGCUCCGACAACAACAACAGCCCGUCCCAGGGCAACCUCAACAAGAGCUCCCCGGAGCCCCCGGCCCCGAAAAAGACACGCUCGUCCAGCCGGCCCCAAGCCAACAAGUCCCUCAAGGAACUCGACCUCAAGAAGAUGGCCAGCGCCGGGCCCCCGCUCUGGUCGGACCCCCGGCCUUACGCCUCCAUCGCCGGCCUGUCCAUCGAAGCUCAACGCGCCCUAUGCGCCGAGGGCCUCGCCUCCCCCAUGUACAUGAGCCCGGCCAUGGCGACCUUCGUAGGAGCGGCCGCCGCGGGCCUCGGCAAGGUCGCCCCCAACGCCGUCUCCACCUACCUCGACAUAUCGAACAUGACGAGCGCUGCCGCAGUCGCCGCCGCCGGGCGCUGGCCUGCCUCGGCGACCACUGCCACCAGCUCGACCCCGGCCGACGAGCCCGUCGGCAGCAAGGGCCCACCCUCGGAGGGCGGCCUGCCCGCUACCUUCCCCGACGACGGUAUGUUCGGGGCUUACCAGCCGUGGGUGAUCAAGACGUACGGGGACCUGGCCAAGACCAAGACAAUCACGAUCAAAAAGUACGGGCGGAUAUUGCGCACUUUGCGGGGCGAGGAGGCCAACAGCGCCGAGAACAGCAAGUUUCGGUUUUGGGUGAAGAGCAAGGGAUUCCACAUCGGCCAGCCCGAGGGAUACGAGCCCAAACCCGCCGACAGGAUUGUCGGCCGCCACGCCGUCACCGCCCCCGGGCUCGACCCCCCGCUCUACGUCCCGACGCAGCCGCCCCACAACAAGGUCAGUACAUACAUAAUAUCUAUACGUAACUUUUUUUUUUUUCCUCCCUCGACUAUAUACAACACUGUUUUCAUUGCGGACGAUAUUAUUAUUAUUAUUACAUAGAGUCGCGGCAAUUAGCGUAUGCACAAAUUGUAAAUAGAACG